This is a messenger RNA of Prorocentrum cordatum, 354 nucleotides long. The record is from the annotation of a GenBank genome assembly. NCBI's taxonomy places the organism in Eukaryota, Dinophyceae, Prorocentrales, Prorocentraceae.
AUGGCCAAACCAACACAUUGGGCCCCGACUGUAUCGCGGAAAUGCCUGUAUGCACUCAGGACAAUCACUCCAAGCCACAGCAUGGCCAAACCAACACACUGGCUCCUAACAUGUAUAACGCGGUCUGUGCCGUCCAUGGCCCUCCGCUCGCUUCAGGAGGCGACGUUCUCCACCGUGGGCGAGGGCAUCUGCAAGGGGAGCCACACGCACAGGGUGAAGACCAGGCAGAGCAAGGCUGCCACCACUGCCGGCAUCCGUGCCUCUCGGACGCCCGUCUGCAGGACCCGGAGCGCCCAGUGCUUCACGGCGCCGCUGCGAUCGAUGAGCGCAGAGCAGAGGCCGCAGAGCACGUAG